Messenger RNA from Lycium barbarum (goji berry), 1726 nucleotides. Its product is annotated as 6,7,8-trihydroxycoumarin synthase-like. NCBI's taxonomy places the organism in Eukaryota, Viridiplantae, Streptophyta, Magnoliopsida, Solanales, Solanaceae. The transcript has 3 exons. The coding region runs from base 50 to 1549 and encodes 499 amino acids. Gene Ontology annotation, molecular function: iron ion binding; monooxygenase activity; heme binding. The record is from RefSeq and is a predicted model, not a curated record.
UAUUUAGUUGACAUUUGAAGUUAGAAUUUGACAGUGAGACAAGAAAAUCAUGAUGUUCUUUCUAUUCUUAGUAGCUCUUCCUAUUAUUUUCAUUUUUCUUCGUCAAAAAGCCAAAAUGAGUAGAAAUACCAUUCUGCCACCAGGUCCUUUAGGUUUGCCAUUCAUUGGAAAUUUGCAUCAAUAUGAUGGUUUAACACCUCAUCUCUAUUUUUGGAAACUUUCCAAAAAAUAUGGAAAAAUCUUCUCAUUGAAACUUGGUUCUUCUCCAAUAGUUGUGGUUUCUUCACCAAAAUUAGCAAAAGAAGUAAUGAAGACACAAGAUUUAGCAUUUUGUAGUAGACCCUCUACUCUUUGCCAACAAAAAUUGUCUUACAAUAGUCAUGAUAUUGCCUUUUCACCUUAUAAUGACUAUUGGAGAGAAAUAAGAAAAAUUUGUGUGCUUCAUCUAUUUAGUCUCAAGAAAGUGCAAUCUUUUAGUCCAAUCUGUAAAGAUGAAGUCUCAAGAAUGAUCAAAAAAAUAUCGGAACAAGCUGCCACUUCACAAAUUACCAACUUGAGCAAUAUAGUGAUUUCACUAACAAGUACAAUAAUUUGUAGAGUUGCUUUUGGUAUUAGGUUUGAUGAAGAAGCACUUGAAAGGAGGAGAUUUGAUGAACUUUUACAUGAAACUCAAGCAAUUAUGGCUAAAUUCUUUGUCUCUGAUUUUUUUCCAUCUUUAAGUUGGAUUGAUAAACUUACUGGAUUAGCAAAUAGACUUGAGAAAGAUUUCAAGGAUUUGGAUGAAUUUUAUGAAGAACUCAUUCAGCAACAUCUUGAUUCCAAUAGGCCAAAAUCCAUGGAAGGAGAUAUCGUUGAUCUUUUGCUACAAUUGAGGAAAGAGCCAUCAACUCAAAUCAAUCUCACUUUGGACAACAUAAAGGGAAUUCUCAUGAAUAUAUUUGUCGCUGGGGCAGACACUAGUGCAAUUACAGUAGUUUGGGCAAUGACAGCCUUGGCAAAGAAUCCAAAAGUCAUGAAGAAAGUUCAAGCAGAAAUUAGAAAAUCAGUGGGGAAGAAAGGUAUUGUGAAUGAAGACGAUACCCAAAACAUGUCUUAUUUGAAAGCAGUGAUAAAGGAGACAUUUAGAUUGUAUCCACCAGCUCCAGUCCUAGUGGCAAGAGUGGCAGUGGAAAAUUCUAUUCUAGAAGGGUAUAACAUUCCACCAAAAACAACAAUUUAUGUUAACUAUUGGGCUAUUGCAAGAGAUCCUGAGUACUGGAAACAUCCAGAAGAAUUCAUACCCGAGAGAUUCUUGAAUAGUAGAAUCGAUUUUAAAGGCCAAGAUUUUGAGUUGAUUCCAUUUGGAGCAGGCCGGAGAGGUUGUCCAGGUAUUGCACUUGGGAUUGCAACGGUGGAGCUUAUACUAUCAAACCUUCUAUAUGCAUUUGAUUGGGAGUUGCCUUUUGGGAUGAAGAUAGAAGAUAUCGACACAGAUAUUUUGCCUGGGAUUACUGUGCAUAAGAAAAAUGAUCUUUGCCUUGUCCCUAAAGUUAUAUGUAGACUACACUAAUUAGUUUUUAGUUCGUGCGGAACAUAAUGUGAAAUAAAUACAAAUAUUAGUAAGAAUGCUCUACCACCCCCCCCCCCCCCCCCCCCGCCCGUAAAUAUCCUUUUUCGAUUAUGAAUUGAAUCAAACCACCGAAUGAUAUAUUCUUGAAAUGAAUAUAUCGACAGUUUUUCCUUUUGA